Molecule: messenger RNA, 1782 nt
Organism: Beta vulgaris subsp. vulgaris (sugar beet)
Lineage: Eukaryota; Viridiplantae; Streptophyta; Magnoliopsida; Caryophyllales; Amaranthaceae
Exons: 3
Coding region: 1-1782 (593 amino acids)
Source: RefSeq, a predicted model, not a curated record
AUGAAGAAUUCAGUAACUACUCCAGUUUUGCGAUAUAUUCCUAAAUCACGUCGUAAGGAAGGGGAAUCACCUUUUGCAGGGCAUCAGGUCAUGAAAGUAGACCAAAGGAAGAAAAAAGUAGAUGAGACUACUCUUCAAUGUUUAAAGCAAGAAGUGGUUGUUCCUUUGCCUAGAGCCAACCACAAUCAAAUUGCUAAGCCUCCGACAUCGGAAUCUGUUGAUCAAUCUAGGAGAAAAUGGCUUAACAAGGGUAAAUUUGACCCAAACGCUUAUAAGCUCUUGGCGAACUCUGGUUAUGACUUCGAAAAUCCAGCGUCCAUGGGAAAUGUUAUUGAGGUUGAGCCUCAUGGAAUCAAUGACACACAAAAGAAAUUACAAGAAUAUGGCGUUGAGGUACGUCCGACUAAAGUUGGUUUGGGAUUUGAAGCUCCAACACCCAUCAAAAUUUCCGCACGGCGUAGAGGGACAACCUCUUCUUCACAAUAUAUUACUGCGGAGGAAGUCGAAGAAAAUGAGGGUGAAGAAGGUGCGACCCAGCAAAAAAUAUCGGUCUUUGAUCGAAUACAGUCGCCUGUCAUAAAGAACCAUACAUCGGUUUUUGACAGACUUGGUGGAAAUGAGCUAAAUGAAGGGCAUGAGGCUCCUGAAAGUGACGAGGAGAUGGAAACAGAUGAGGCUCCUAAAACUCUUGAAGAUGGGGGGCAAGCCACCGUUGAUGAGUUAAAAGAGUUAAACCUUGGAACUCAAGAAGAGCCACGCCCUGUCUACGUCAGAGAUGCCAGGACUCGACCCGAAAGUCGCUGUCCAUCGUUUAGCCAUCAAAAAGGGUGUCAGUCCAAAGAAGCAAUCCCAAAGACGUUUCAGGCCAGAAUUAUUCCUGAAAUUGAGGCAGAAGUAAACAAGCUCAUUGAUGCAGGAUUUAUUCGUGAAGUCAAGUACCCUACUUGGAUAGCAAACAUUGUGCCAAUACGAAAGGAAAAUGGACAGUUACGAGUUUGUGUGGACUUCCGCGAUUUAAAUGAGGCGUGUCCAAAGGAUGAUUUCCCACUCCCCGUAACGGAAAUCAUGAUUGAUGCUACCACUGGUCAUGAGGCUUUGUCAUUUAUGGAUUGUACUGCUGGAUACAAUCAAAUCCACAUGGCUCCUGAAGAUCAAGAAGCAACUGCAUUUCGUACCCCUAAAGGGAUAUUCUGUUACAAAGUUAUGCCUUUCGGCUUGAAAAAUGCCGGAGCUAUGUAUCAGCGUGCAAUGCAGAAAAUUUUCGAAGAUAUGAUGCAUCAAAUUGUGGAAUGCUACGUAGACGACUUGGUGGUAAAGUCUAAGAAGAAGGAGAAUCAUUUACUUGACCUUCGUCAAGUCUUCGAAAGAUUGCGAAAAUGGAAAUUAAAGAUGAACCCUCUCAAGUGCGCUUUCGGCGUCACCUCAGGAAAGUUUCUAGGCUUCAUUGUUAGGCACAGGGGAAUUGAAAUUGACCAAGAACCUAAGAACCUUAAGGAGUUGCGUGGCCUCCAAGGGCGUCUCGCUUACAUUCGAAGGUUUAUUUCCAAUUUGGCAGGCAGAUGUCAUCAUUUUAGUCAUCUCAUGAAAAAGGAUGCCCCAUUCAAAUGGGAUGACUCAUGUAAAAAGGCCUUCGAAAGUAUCAAGAAGUAUUUGUCUUCUCCCCCCGUCUUGGGAGCACCAAUAAAAGGAAACCACUCAUCAUUAAUAGCACGCAGGAGCGAUCCUGGGGCAAUGUGUCUCAAGAGCAAGAAGAUCGUAAGGAGACAACUCUUUAUUAUUUAA